AUGAGCACAACCCGAACAAUUACCAAGCAAGAACUUGAAGAACAUAACGAAGAUAACACUAAAGCACAAUGGAUUGCUGUGGACGGGAAAGUGUACGACAUUACCGAUUAUAAACACGAACACCCUGGUGGUGAAGAUAUCUUAUUGGAACAUGCCGGAGCUGAUGCUACUGAAGCUUUCGAAAAUGUUGGGCACUCAAAAGAUGCCAGAAAUAGAUUAAAGUCAUUGUUGGUGGGAGAAUUGGCAGGAUACAAAUCAUCAAGCACUGAUGAAGAGGCAACCUCUUCAUCAUCAGGAAAGGAAGCAGCUUCCUCGGAUUCUUCCAUGGUGAAGAUUUUGUUGGCUGUUGGUGUUGUUGUUGUUCUUGGAGGGAUUUACUUUACUAAAAUUGCUCAAUAA
Messenger RNA from Naegleria fowleri, 399 nucleotides. RefSeq lists its product as uncharacterized. Gene Ontology annotation, cellular component: membrane; intracellular membrane-bounded organelle. The transcript has a single exon. Gene Ontology annotation, molecular function: heme binding. NCBI's taxonomy places the organism in Eukaryota, Heterolobosea, Eutetramitea, Acrasida, Naegleriidae. The record is from RefSeq and is a predicted model, not a curated record. Bases 1 to 399 code for a protein of 132 amino acids.